AUGUCCGGUAAGCCCUGCCGCGACCCCCACCCCCCAUCCCCCCGCCACCCCAUUUUGGGUCUGUUUCGGGGUUCGCCGGGGUCAUUUCGCGAUGUUUUUCCACAAAUUCUUUCAGGAAAGCCCAAGGUGUAUCAAGGUGUUAGGGUAAAGAUUACAGUUAAGGAGUUACUGCAGCAGAGAAGAGCACAACAAGCAGCAACCGGUGCAGCGCUGAUUGCACAAAAAGCUGAUCAGCCUGCAAGCCACAGGCAGAGAGGCCUGGGUGAAGAGUGCACAGAACUGCUGGGCUUUGGAAAUGCUGGGUCAUUCCUCCCCUCCAGCUCUAACGAUCCCAUCUCUUCUGUUCCCAACUAUUGUCCAUCAUGGCAGUUCUCAAAUUGCCUCUCCUGUGAAGAAAGCCCUAGCUAUUUGGAGCAGCUGGUAGAUUCCUGUCUUCAGACAGAUGUUCCAUUAGACCCAGCCUUCAGUGCUUUCCAGCCAUCCUCGCUCUACACUUCAGACACCUUCCAGCCAGUCCCCUUCUGCUUUAACCAGGGCCUGGCUGCCGGAUCCCCCAGUUCAGCUGAUCUGCCCAGCCCAUUAAACUAUAGCUGCUCUCCUCCUCAGCUAUCUCCUUUCACCCCGCUGACCCACAGCUCACCGUCUGCUCUGGACACCAAGACCUAUGGCUACCCUGCGGAGGAGUGGUCCUGCCAUACCCCCUCCCCAUACACCACCUCAGCCUGCUGCUGCACAGCCUGUGGCUCCCAGCAUGAGGACAACAGGGUCCCGCAGUACUUCCCCUGCCCCAGCACGGACUGCAUGGACUACCUACCACCUGUGGCCAUGGCAGAUGACUUCUUCAGAAGGGAUAGGAACUGUGACAUCUGCUAUAGCUAA
This is a messenger RNA of Haliaeetus leucocephalus (bald eagle), 879 nucleotides long. It is a transcript of the gene POU2AF3, whose product is annotated as colorectal cancer associated 2. Gene Ontology annotation, cellular component: cytoplasm. The record is from RefSeq and is a predicted model, not a curated record. The transcript is spliced from 5 exons. Bases 1 to 879 code for a protein of 292 amino acids. Lineage: Eukaryota; Metazoa; Chordata; Aves; Accipitriformes; Accipitridae. Gene Ontology annotation, molecular function: DNA binding; POU domain binding.